AUGGAGUACAUCCAAAAAAUGAUAAGGCCUUUUACAGAUCGCUCUAAUUAUUACAUUCAACCUCCCAAUCCAUUCAAGAGGAAAGAAUCAAAACACACUCAUGAUCCAUAACAAGUUUUGUUGUAUAUCAAGCAGAUCUAUUUCACUCUAUAAACACAACAGAAUGUUAACAUGUCCUUUCUUAAUCCAAAUUAUUUUUCAGAUAUCCAAUCAGACCUCAAUCCUGAAAUGAGAGCAUAGAUGAUAGACGAACUCAUGAAGGCUUAGCGAAGAACCUUCCAUUAAACCAUUUAUUUGCUCGAUGUUUAUUUAAGUACAAAUAGAAUAUUUACCGCUCAAAUCGAUUCGAUAUACAAGACAUGUUAUUUUGUAGCGUCCAAAUACGAAGAGAUCUAUCCAAGUCCGUUGUGGAGAUAUACACACGACAGAGAUGAGAUGCAAGAGAUAUUUCAGAUCGAAAAAGAAUUAUUAUGCAUUCUGGAUUUUAAGUUGGUCACUGCAUCCUCCUAUGUUUGGUUAAACUACUAUUGGACAAUAAUUAACAUUGCAGAAAAAACUUCGAAUUGGCUCACCUACUCCUUACUCUUGUUAGAUGUGGCAGUUUACAAUAUCAAUAUCAUCAAAUAUGAACCAUCCAAAAUUGCAUGUGCUUCUCUCUAUACCAGUGCCAUCAUGUUGAAUAUAUAAAUGAAUUGGAAUAGUUUUGCAUCUCAAUUUGGACUGCAUUUCUAACACGAAAUUAAAGAAAUUUCUAACUUAAUUAUGAUAACUUUGAAAGACAGUGUAAAUUCAAAAAGAGAAAUUGUCAAGCAUAUGCAACUGCAGAAAGAAAGAGAAAUCUUUUGA
Messenger RNA from Paramecium tetraurelia, 846 nucleotides. RefSeq lists its product as uncharacterized. The record is from RefSeq and is a predicted model, not a curated record. Gene Ontology annotation, molecular function: cyclin-dependent protein serine/threonine kinase regulator activity. Gene Ontology annotation, biological process: mitotic cell cycle phase transition; regulation of cyclin-dependent protein serine/threonine kinase activity. Gene Ontology annotation, cellular component: cytoplasm; centrosome; nucleus. The transcript is spliced from 6 exons. Lineage: Eukaryota; Ciliophora; Oligohymenophorea; Peniculida; Parameciidae.